AUGAGGAUGUUCUGCCUUCUGUUGCUGAUACUCAGCCUUCUCUCUCUGAUGACCAAAGGUGUUGGCAGUCACUCUGAUACAAUCCAUAUCAGGUUCAAAUGUAUACCGAAAUCAGCAGCCGUUUUCGGUGAGAAAUGCCCUUUCUACGGCAAAGUGGAUGGCAUCUGUAAUAAUAAAGAAUCUGCAUGCUGCAUGAUACCUGUUAAACAGACUAAUAUAUAG
Microtus oregoni (creeping vole) is the source of this 222-nucleotide messenger RNA. RefSeq names its product beta-defensin 50-like. The record is from RefSeq and is a predicted model, not a curated record. Lineage: Eukaryota; Metazoa; Chordata; Mammalia; Rodentia; Cricetidae. The transcript has 2 exons. Bases 1 to 222 code for a protein of 73 amino acids.